Rhizopus microsporus ATCC 52813 is the source of this 1094-nucleotide messenger RNA. RefSeq lists its product as uncharacterized. NCBI's taxonomy places the organism in Eukaryota, Fungi, Mucoromycota, Mucoromycetes, Mucorales, Rhizopodaceae. The transcript has 3 exons. The coding region runs from base 275 to 1036 and encodes 253 amino acids. The record is from RefSeq and is a predicted model, not a curated record.
UGUCAGCGGUUAGUUUCCUGAUCAUAAAGAUAAAAAGGAACUAUGCUUAUUUAUAUAGACCCUUCUCUUUUCGUUUUUAUAGGAGACAUUGGAUAUAUAUGUGUACUUUAUACAAAACUACCAAAAGAUCCAAGUGAAGCAUUGGUCAGAUAUCGAUCCCUCAGUUGGAACCUUCCCAGUCCUUGUCGAUAACAGUUGGAGACUAGAUUCCGGUAAUCAAACAUACGAUUGUCUGGUCUACAUUAUACCGAGUCAUGUCAAGCCAUUAAAAGAAAUGAACAACGUAUUCUCAGACUACCCUUCUCCCAUCCACAUCAACUUAGCGCAGGUCGCUCUGGCUUCAUCUUCUGUAUCACUAUCGGCUACCCAACUUGGCACUGCAGCGAGUAGAUCGGCUGCUGUAGUUACCCCUACCAUUCAAGCAUCUGUGACACCAUCAGCUGUACUCAACAAAGAUCAGCACGCUUUACAACCUUGGGUCAUCUCUGCCGCCUCUUUAGCCAUCUUGGCUGCUAUCGGUGCAUGUGUUAUUCUAUGUUGGGCAAUGAGACAUGUACGUAAGAAACUACUCGUACACGGUGAAAAAGAUCAGCUGGAAUCAAGUAAUAGCAAGCCAUCAGAAGGCAAAGAAAGCUUCUUUAAUAAUAACGCAUCCAGCAUGACCAUGGUCAAUCCGACGAUCGCCUCUGUCAUCAGUCAAAGCCAGCCAACUAAGCUUCACGAGACAGCCAAAUGCGAGCCUUCUUCACCCCUUUAUGAAAUGAGACCACAUUCGAGUGUGUCGCUCUAUUCAAAAGAACCUCUCCUGUCUUCUACAGACGCUUUAAUGAUUGCAGAUACAUUUAGACAAAGGAUGCGGUGCCCUGAAUGGCAGCAGCUGCAGCUGCAAAGACAAUCUGUUUCAGAAGAAGAGCAAGACAAGGAGGAAGAAAGACGAAGACAGCUAGGUGAAGAGUUACUGAAAAAGGAAUUGGAAGCAGAAGGCACCUUGAUGAAAAAAGUAGGAAAGCGUUUAGCAAACACCUAUCAACCAUAAGACUUUUUUUUAUUGUAUGUUUGUUGUAGUAGUAAUAGUAGUAGUACUAGUAGCGAUG